Coniophora puteana RWD-64-598 SS2 is the source of this 916-nucleotide messenger RNA. Its product is annotated as 40S ribosomal protein S2. The transcript is spliced from 3 exons. Gene Ontology annotation, biological process: translation. Gene Ontology annotation, cellular component: cytosolic small ribosomal subunit; ribosome. Gene Ontology annotation, molecular function: structural constituent of ribosome; RNA binding. The record is from RefSeq and is a predicted model, not a curated record. The coding region runs from base 65 to 841 and encodes 258 amino acids. Lineage: Eukaryota; Fungi; Basidiomycota; Agaricomycetes; Boletales; Coniophoraceae.
CGACGAACACUGAGAACUGACUCGUCCUCCUUUCUCAGUACCUCUCUCCGCCAACAAAUAAAAAAUGGCUGACGCUGCUCCCCGUGGACGUGGUGGAUUUGGACGUGGACGUGGUGGUGGCAGAGGCCGCCGUGGACCCCGCCGUGGAGGCCGCAAGGAUGAGGAGAAGGAGUGGGUCCCCGUCACCAAACUGGGCCGUCUCGUCAAGGAUGGCAAGAUCAAGUCGAUGGAGGAAAUCUACCUCUUCUCUCUCCCCGUCAAGGAAUUCCAGAUCGUCGACUUCUUCCUUCCCAAGCUCAAGGAUGAAGUCAUGAAGAUUAUGCCCGUCCAGAAACAGACCCGCGCUGGUCAGCGCACCCGCUUCAAGGCCUUUGUUGCCAUCGGUGACUUCGACGGUCACGUCGGUCUCGGUGUCAAGUGCGCCAAGGAAGUCGCUACCGCCAUCCGCGGCGCUAUUAUCCUCGCUAAGCUCUCUGUCAUCCCCGUCCGGAGAGGUUACUGGGGUACUGCUCUCGGUGAACCCCACACCGUGCCCUCAAAAGUCAGCGGCAAGGUCGGCUCCGUCAUGUGUCGUCUCAUCCCUGCACCCCGUGGUACCGGUCUCGUUGCUGCUCCCGCAGCGAAGCGUAUGCUCCAGCUCGCUGGUGUUGAGGACUGCUACACGCAAUCAAAGGGUUCGACGGCCACUAUGGGUAACUUCUUGAAGGCUACCUUCGUUGCCAUCACCAAAACUUAUGCGUUCCUUACGCCUGAUCUCUGGCGAGAGAUUCCUCUGUCGAAGCUGCCUUAUGAUGAGCAUAGUGCUCACCUUCAGCUUACGGCUAGCAAGCUGAAGUACUAGUCGCUCGUAUUUCUUUGACUUUCUCCAUGUAUUUUUGGCAAUGACACGGAUUUGUCCUCCGGUCUGUCGGUUCUA